AUGUCGGGGGACAUUGACUCGAUGACCAAGGUUACUUGUGAGAAGACGUACGGGGAAGAAGAUUGUCCACAGCCCACGGUAGAUGAAUAUGAGAAGUUUUGCACGAUUCGGGAAGAGACCAUUCGUUUGUUACACGAUACUGCUGAUGAAUUGGAUAAGUUAGCUAAAGACGUCCGCAUCAGCAACAUAGCUGGAUCAGCAGGUGGGGUCGUUUCUGCUGGAUUGAUAGUCGGUGGCGUGAUAGGAUCGGUCUUCACAAUGGGUGCAUCUUUGGUGUUAACUGCUGUCGGAGCUGGACUGGGAGUUGCGUCUGCGGCUACGUCUAUCGGUGCUACCAUUGCCGAUUCCGUCAUAAGUAAAAAGAGACAAGCACAAAUCAACGAAGCUUUAGUGAAGGAUAACCAAGCUCUCAAGGUGCUGUUUAACAUGUGCCAGAAGUUUGAAGUCGAAAUAGACGAGGACGAGAAGAUCCAGCGAGUUGUCACUGGCGCAGCUUCCGUUGGUAAGGCGGCCAUUGUUGUUGGUGAUACGUCACGAGUUGCUAUCAAUGUAAUGAAGGGUGCCGGACGUGCUGUCGCCGUUGGAGGUUUAGUUAUCUCAGUAAUUACCCUUCCGAUUGAUAUCGCCACACUGGUGAUAAACUCUAAAGCUAUUCACGAACAAAAGCCUCAUGAAAUGGCUGAACAUUUUCGCACCAUUGCCAAACAGCUCACAGAUAAUCUGAGAGACGAAGUGUUGCCUUGUUUAUUUGAUAAUACCGAGUUCUUUCUAGAGAAUGAUCUUAAUGAAUACAAACAAUAA
This is a messenger RNA of Lottia gigantea (owl limpet), 801 nucleotides long. RefSeq lists its product as hypothetical. Gene Ontology annotation, molecular function: lipid binding. Gene Ontology annotation, biological process: lipid transport; lipoprotein metabolic process. The record is from RefSeq and is a predicted model, not a curated record. Gene Ontology annotation, cellular component: membrane; extracellular region. NCBI's taxonomy places the organism in Eukaryota, Metazoa, Mollusca, Gastropoda, Lottiidae. The transcript is spliced from 2 exons. The coding region runs from base 1 to 801 and encodes 266 amino acids.